Molecule: messenger RNA, 1082 nt
Organism: Aspergillus caelatus
Lineage: Eukaryota; Fungi; Ascomycota; Eurotiomycetes; Eurotiales; Aspergillaceae
Product: putative 26S proteasome-associated ubiquitin C-terminal hydrolase
Exons: 3
Coding region: 127-1062 (311 amino acids)
Biological process (GO): ubiquitin-dependent protein catabolic process; protein deubiquitination
Cellular component (GO): cytoplasm
Molecular function (GO): cysteine-type deubiquitinase activity
Source: RefSeq, a predicted model, not a curated record
GUUUGAAAAGCUCCAUCCAACAACAUAUACAUAAUCAUUGAAAUUUUCAUCCUGCAUCGCUCAUUAGACACCUUACGCCAUAUAAUAGACACGGUACUCAAACCCAACCCUCAGAAGUCAACAAAAAUGGCCGACGCAGGCGGCUGGAGCACAAUCGAAUCAGACGAAGGCGUCUUCACCUCCCUAAUCGAAAACCUAGGCGUAAAAGGCGUCCAGUUCGAAGAACUCAUCUCCCUAGAUGCCGACACCAUCCGCUCACUAAGCCCCGUCUACGGCGUAAUCUUUCUCUUCAAAUACCUCCGCGACCAAACGCCCACAACCCCCGAAGCCCCCAUCGACGGAACCUACGACAAAACCGCGCCAGAGAAUCUCUUCUUCGCGGCCCAGACAAUCCAAAACGCCUGCGGCACGCAAGCCAUCCUCUCUGUAAUCCUCAACCAAGACAGCGCAUCUUCAACACCCUACCCUAUCGACAUCGGAAAUGAACUCCGCUCCUUUAAGGACUUCACGACGGGGUUCCCGGCGGAUCUGCGCGGCGAGGCGCUCUCGAACUCCGAGACGGUGAGGACGGCGCAUAAUGCGUUUGCGCGGGCGAGUCCGUUUGUCGAUGAGACGGUGCGCACCGCGAGAGAUGAGGAAGGGGAUGUGUAUCAUUUCAUUGGGUAUACGGCCGUGAAUGGGACGUUGUAUGAGUUGGAUGGGUUGCAGCCGUAUCCGAUUAGUCAUGGGGAGUGUGAUGCGGAGAGGUUUCCUGAGAAGGUGAUUGGGGUUUUGCAAAGGAGGAUUGCGAGGUAUCCUGAGGGGGAGACGAGGUUUAAUCUCAUGGCUGUUGUGAGGGAUUUGAGGAUGAGGGCGAGGGAGAUUGGGGAUGUGGAGAUGUUGGAGAGGGAAGAGAGGAAGAGGAGAGCUUGGGAUUGGGAGAAUACUCUGCGGAGGUCGAACUUUGUUGGGUUUAUUGGGGAGGUUUUGAAGGGGGUUGUUGGGAUGAAGGAGAAAGAUGGGAAGUUUGAUGAGUGGGUUCAGAAGGCGAAGGGGGAGACGGAAAGGAGAUUGAGACGGUGAUUCUAUCUGUCUUUCUUUCU